CACAAAAACAUUGACAAACACUGUGCGUUUCUAGAGAAAGAGAAAGAUAAAAGGAGGUCUUCAUUUCUAGGGUUUGAAAUCGAGAUCGAGAUCGAGAGAGAAAUUGGGGAUUUUUAAUGGAGAAAUAUGAGAAGCUUGAGAAAGUAGGAGAAGGAACAUAUGGGAAAGUAUACAAAGCAAAGGACAAAAUCACAGGACAACUUGUUGCACUGAAGAAAACACGUUUAGAAAUGGAUGAAGAAGGUGUACCACCAACUGCUCUUCGUGAGGUUUCUUUGUUACAAAUGUUAUCACAAACGAUUUACAUCGUUCGAUUGCUUUGUGUUGAACAUGUUGAUAAUAAGAAUGGGAAGCCUCUUUUGUAUCUGGUUUUUGAAUAUCUUGAUACUGAUCUCAAGAAAUUUGUUGAUACUUAUCGAAGAGGUCCUAAUCCUAGACCUGUACCUCCUUCUGUUAUUCAGAGUUUCAUGUUUCAGUUGUGUAAAGGAGUUGCACAUUGUCAUAGUCAUGGCGUGCUUCACAGAGAUUUAAAACCCCAAAAUCUUUUGGUGGAUAAAGAAAAAGGUAUUCUUAAGAUUGCAGAUCUUGGGCUUGGAAGGGCAUUUACUGUACCUCUUAAGAGUUACACGCAUGAGAUUGUUACUCUUUGGUACAGAGCACCAGAGGUACUAUUAGGAUCAAGCCAUUACUCAACUGGAGUGGAUAUGUGGUCUGUUGGAUGCAUAUUUGCUGAAAUGGCAAGACGACAAGCUUUAUUUCCUGGUGACUCAGAGUUGCAGCAACUGCUUCAUAUUUUCAGACUGUUAGGAACUCCAUCUGAGGAGCAAUGGCCAGGAGUUAGUGCAUUGAGGGAUUGGCACGAGUAUCCACAGUGGAAACCUCAGAACUUAGCGCGCGCUGUACCAUCAUUGGAAGCUGAUGGUGUUGAUCUCCUAACGAAGAUGCUCCAGUAUGAUCCUGCAAAUAGAAUCUCGGCCAAGGAAGCACUUGAACACCCUUACUUCGACAGCCUCGACAAGUCUCAGUUCUAGAACUUCUCUAUCUGGGUCUGUUUCUAUUUGUUUUACUGUUGGUAACAACUUGGGUUGCCAAUAGGCUGUUGUUUUCAUCGUCUUGGUGAUCUGAACUUCGUAGACUCUGCCAGUUUGCUUUAACUUAGUCUUAGGGUUUGUUGUUGUCUUCCCCUGCUAUUCUUCACCUUCUAUAAAGUUUCAGUAUUAUCACUCAAAGUGAAACUCUGUUGUUGUUCACUGUGGUAAGGUUUUAAAUUGCAUUUUUCAGUUUCUAAAAACUGCAGUAGUAUCUUGUAUACUAUGUGAAUGAAUGAUUUGGAAAUUGGAGUGAAGGUUAUUCUCA
Messenger RNA from Papaver somniferum (opium poppy), 1356 nucleotides. Its product is annotated as cyclin-dependent kinase B1-1. Gene Ontology annotation, biological process: regulation of gene expression; signal transduction; protein phosphorylation. Gene Ontology annotation, molecular function: cyclin-dependent protein serine/threonine kinase activity; ATP binding; cyclin binding. Lineage: Eukaryota; Viridiplantae; Streptophyta; Magnoliopsida; Ranunculales; Papaveraceae. Bases 117 to 1031 code for a protein of 304 amino acids. The record is from RefSeq and is a predicted model, not a curated record. The transcript has 6 exons. Gene Ontology annotation, cellular component: cyclin-dependent protein kinase holoenzyme complex; cytoplasm; nucleus.